Molecule: messenger RNA, 7201 nt
Organism: Scaptodrosophila lebanonensis
Lineage: Eukaryota; Metazoa; Arthropoda; Insecta; Diptera; Drosophilidae
Product: protein stoned-B
Exons: 6
Coding region: 21-3803 (1260 amino acids)
Biological process (GO): synaptic vesicle endocytosis; regulation of endocytosis; clathrin-dependent endocytosis
Cellular component (GO): synaptic vesicle; AP-2 adaptor complex
Molecular function (GO): clathrin-cargo adaptor activity
Source: RefSeq, a predicted model, not a curated record
AAAGAACAAAACACGACACAAUGGCGAACCCAUUUUUAAUGGAUGAUGAUCUGGGCGACGGUGAUGUGGCUGCAAAUCCUUUUUUGAUGCAAUCAGAUACAUCCGAAGCCGAAGCUGAGAAUCCUUUUGCAGAGCAAACCUCCAAUCCAUUUGCUUUUGGCGAUGAAACUGAGGGAGAGAACGUGCCAAUCUCGGAUAUCGAUCCGGCCAUGAGUUUUUUCGGCACAACUAUAGAAGCAGAAGACGAUGCCCUCAGUAUUAAGUCAACAGCGGAGGAGGAAGAUGACGGCACAAAAAAGGGCCCGCCACCACGACCAGUGCCACCACUGACACAGGAGCUUAUCAACACGGUUUCGAAUCAAAUGGAAGAGGCCAGUUCAGAGCUACUUGGGCGUAUACCUGUCACUCGUUCACCUAGCCCUGUCUCUAUGCGUGAUCUGCACUCACCCAGCCCCACACCGGAUUCUGGCCUAGCCGAUUUGCUAGAUGUAUCCGACAGUGGGUCUUCGGCGAACACACAGGGCAUGGAUGUGGACUUAAUUGCUAGUAAUAGUGCGCACGAUAAUCCCUUUGGUGUGCCCACGGCCGUGCCUAAUAUACAAGGUGCCACGCCCAUGCCGUCACCAGCCAAGCAACAGCCACCGCGCCCUCCACCACCAAGGCCAGUGCCACCCAGGCCAACUCCACCAGCGCCUAUGGUAGGUCAUCAGCCCCCACAGCGUCCUCCGCCGCCUUCGCAGCCUGCUGUAGAGCCUGCGGCUGCGAAAGCAGAAGCGGACGAUCUAUUGGAUAUGUUCGGUACUGCAAAACCAGCCAAGCCACCACCGCCAAAGACCAAAGAAGACAUACUCAGCUUGUUUGAAAAGCCGACGCAGCCCGUUGUCAAACCAGACUUGCUCAACGAUGACUUGGUGCUGGAGGGCGCUACCGGCGAGACAACGCUGUCGGAGGAUGAAGAUGGCAACAAGCGGGAUGAUCCUAUUUUCACAUCCACUCUGACUAGACCAGAUGACAGUACACAUGAUAUAACGCUACAGCCGCAGCCAGCCACGCUGGCCAACAGAAAUAGCAUAAGUGCUCCACAGGACACGACGAAUAGACAGCGGGCACCAACACCCGAUAUUGAGAUCACAACGGUAGAGGAUUUGCCUCGAUCAGAUGAUGAGGAGGAACCAGAGCCAGCGCAAAAGCCUGCACCAUCUGAUGUUCCCGCGGUGGUUGUGGACACUGAACCCAACCCAGCACCAGAAGGGCAUGAGAAUGAGCCAGCGGAAUCGGAUCAGAGUCCACCAACAGAGUCGGCAGCAACAACGCAAGCUGCACACGAGUCCACCAGGGAGAUGGCUAGCGAUGAGCCCGAGCAGAUGGACACUGGCUUAGACUUUCCGGUUGCUACGAGCGGAAUGGCUAGCGGGCAGGCCUCGGCCAAUCCAUUCGCUAGCCCUGAAGAGGACGAGCCACCAUUUCCACCUGCCGCAACAACUUCCAACAUCUUUGGCGCAGACGAAGCAGAACCAUCGAUCAAUAUUUUUGCCAGCACAGCGGAAACUGUUGUGCCUUCGCCUGCAGCACCCAUCAACGUUUUCAGUGCUGAGCCCACGGCUGAACCGGCUGCCCCGACCUAUACAACAAAUAUCUUUGCCCCCGAGCCGGAUGAGUUCGAUGCGUUCUCUGCCAAGUUCGAUUCGGUAAAGAAGGAUAAUAUAAGCAUAUUGGACGGUUUCGGUGGAUCUGGCGCGAUAACGCCAACUGGUGGUGAUGCUUGGGGUGACAGCGCUUUUGGAGCGCCAGCACCGGUGGCAAAUGCCUUCGCUGAUACAGCGACAUCAGAUGGUUUUGGUAAUGAGGACGAUGACUUUUACUCGAUGCAGGCACCAGUGCGAUCCGAAUCUGUUGAAUCGGUGGAGAAGGAAUUUAGUGUAGUUAUCCGACCCAAGGGUGAUGGAGCACAGGGUGUUGCUCCUCAGCUGGUUCCACCACCGCCACCAGCACGUUCGGCUCCAGCCCAAAACUCUGGUGACAUUUCACCUGCGGUCAACCCAUUCGAAGAUACUGGAUUCCCAGCACCGCCGGUGUCAUCUGAGCCCGCAAUGAAACGCACAGACUCGCAGGAUACACCGCAAACACCACUCUACGACGAGGACGUGUCGCAGCCACUGGAAGAAUUCCCACGGCUGCAUUACGUAGGUCCCGGCUGGGAAAUGCAACUUCGGCAGCCCAAUAAGAAAAAGAUCACCGGUCAGCGCUUUUGGAAGAAGAUAUUCGUACGUCUGGUCAUACAGAACGAUGUGCCCGUAGUACAGCUGCUUAAUCAGGCCAGCGACAAGCAGCCAUUCCAAGAGCUGCCGCUGCAACCCUCCUAUUCGGUGUCCGAGAUUGGAGCCCAACAGUACGAUCAGUUUGGAAAAAUCUUCACAAUGAAAUUGCAGUACAUAUUUUACAAAGAGCGGCCGGGCGUACGACCAGGCCAGGUAACUAAGGCGGAACGCAUUACCAACAAGCUGACCAAGUUCGCACAAUAUGCGAUUGCUGGCGACUACGAGGGUGUCAAGGAGUUUGGCAGCGAUCUGAAGAAGCUGGGCUUACCCGUGGAGCAUGCACCGCAAUCAUCGCAGCUCUUCAAGAUUGGUUCGAUGAACUACGAGGACAUGAAGCAGUUUUCGGUGUGCAUUGAGGAGGCACUCUUCCGUUUGCCAGCACUGCGUGAACGUGCGCUUACCUACAAAAUGGAGGAGGUGCAGGUGACUGCUGUCGACGAGAUAAUUGUGGAGCAGGACUUUGAGGGCAAGAUACUUAAGCAAAUUGCGCGUGUGCGCCUCUUCUUUUUGGCCUUCCUCACGGGUAUGCCGACCAUUGAGCUUGGUGUAAACGAUAUGUGGCGGCAGGGAAAGGAGGUGGUUGGUCGUCACGAUAUCAUACCCGUGGCUACCGAAGAGUGGAUUCGCCUCGAACUGGUCGAGUUCCACAGCGUGGUUAAUCAGGACGAGUACGAGCGUACACGCACCAUCAAGUUUCAGCCGCCAGAUGCCAAUUAUAUUGAAUUGCUGCGCUUCCGUGUACGUCCGCCCAAGAAUCGUGAACUUCCCCUGCAGCUCAAGGCCACCUGGUGCGUCACUGGAAACAAAGUAGAGCUGCGAGCUGACAUUUUGGUUCCGGGCUUCACGUCGCGCAAACUAGGUCAGAUACCGUGCGAAGAUGUGUCUGUGCGUUUCCCAAUACCCGAGUGUUGGAUUUACUUGUUCCGCGUGGAGAAACACUUUAGAUAUGGCUCUGUAAAGUCCGCACAUCGACGCACUGGAAAAAUAAAGGGCAUAGAGCGAAUUCUCGGAGCUGUGGAUACGCUGCAAGAGUCUCUAAUCGAAGUCACCUCAGGCCAGGCAAAGUACGAGCAUCAUCAUCGAGCCAUUGUCUGGCGCUGUCCCCGUUUGCCCAAGGAAGGUCAAGGCGCGUACACCACACAUCAGUUGGUCUGCCGCAUGGCGCUUACCUCGUACGACCAAAUCCCGAGCGAACUGGCGCCAUACGCUUUCGUGGAAUUCACAAUGCCCGCCACGCAGGUCUCGCAUACCACCGUGCGCUCGGUCAGUGUGCAGGACUCAGAUGCAGACGAACCACCCGAGAAGUAUGUGCGCUAUCUGGCACGACACGAGUACAAGGUUGGCAUCGAGACCACGCACGGCGAAUCCACGAAUGCGUAUUUGGCGGCAACACGUCCCAUCCGCGAGGAGCCAACCACCAACAGCGGAAGCAAACCGACCGCAUCGCCAGUGCCACCAAGUGAUUCCGAUUCAGACUCCAACUAAGCCACGAGCCCCCGAUUGCUGAAUAGAGAUACAUACAUAUACACGUAUACGUCUGAUAGUACUUAUGUAUAUAUGUGUGUGUAGAUGUCGUCAGGCAUGGUUGAGGGUCCGGACAGCAGCUGAGGCGAAUGUAAACUUGGCUUUCUGGUUCUUACAAUUCUUGUUAUAUGUAUUUACCGAUUAUUCAUGCGCAUCAGUUUCUUCGUUAUACACACACACACACACACAGACACAAGCAAACACACUACACUGACGCAUUGAUUGCUCCAUUGACGCAGGAAGAUUUUCAUGUUUAGUACACAUUAGUCGACAAUAAGGAUAACAGGCCGUUGAGGGCGUAUUGUAAAAAGCCAUGGCUUAUUCAAGAAUUGUGAAACAUCAGAGUUUGUCACACAGUUGGUAUGAAGUAUACAUAGAUCUACAUAUAUAUGCAUAAAUAAACAUAUACAUACAUACAUAAAUGCAUGCUAUUUACACAGUUAACUGUUUCGUUUAAGUUUGAUUUAGUCAGUCACAUGCAUAGGUAUAUAUGCUUAUAUAUUUGUAUUUUAUGUAUUGUAUAAUCACGAUUCACAACCAAACCCAAUCCAACCAAAUGCAACUAAAAGCCCACUUUGGAAGUGGGGGGUGGUGGUGGUGGUGUUGGUGGUGGUGCUGAAGGUGGUGGCAGGAGUUAAAGCGACCAAAUGAGCGAUGGACCGAAUAUACAAGUAUGUGUGCAACGUCUGUGCGAGUACGUAGAAAAAGCAAAGUUAGGCAAUGAUUAAGUAACACAUUCAUAUACAUAUGUACACCUACUUACCUAUACACAUAAGAGCGUUCAUUAUUAUAUAGCAUAUUUAUAUAUACAUACAUCUAUAUAUAUAUAUAUAUAGUACAUACUAUACUCGUACCAAAACUGAUGUUACGUUAAGUGCAAUCAUUGGCAAAAGCUAUGGUAAGAGUAGAAACAAAGACAACAAACGAAAUGAAAAGCAAUUUCGCAAAACAUCGUUCAGGAAAUCACAAACAUAUGUUCAUAUGUACAUACAUAUAUACAGAUGUACAUAUGUACUUGUAAGUGAUGUUAAGUGAUGCAAGUGAGGUGAAGUGUUCCCAGAACAGAAGGCAAUUGUCGGUGGCUACACACACACAGACACACAAACACACAACACACAUAAACAUAAACUUUAGCUAAUUAUAAGCCACAAUCGAUUCAUCAACAGGCCAACGCACACAAAAACUCAAUCAUACACAUAGUAUAUACAUACAUAGAUACAUACACACAUGCAUACAUACAUGUAUGAAUGCCCUGCCUAAAUAUACAUAUGUACUAUAAAACUGUUAUGUUUCAGGUAUAUUGCAAUUUCUUGGUAUUGGAUUCAAAACGUUUGGAAUACAAAAUUAAUGAAAUAAAAUUUUAAAAAAACAGUCCUCACUUUUCUCCCUAAAGCUCACACUUCAAAUUUAAAAUGCACCAACAAAUUUAGAUGAUAUUUAUAAAGAUGUUGAACGAAAUAAUAAAAGUUUAAAAACAAUUUUGUUAUGCCCGCAAACACCACAAUUUUAAAGUCAAAUAAAAGAGCGCUCAUUCAGAGAAGGCGGGGAUUAAAAUCCACAUACUGUUUUUUUUUUUUUUUUAGUCUUUAAAAUUGUGGUUUCUAAUGGAAAUUUUACAAUUUCUGAUUUGCGGCUUGCACUGACUAUCGAAAAUUUUCGAUUUUUUUUUUUUUAUUGCGAACUGAAAUGGUGAAAAGUGGGAACAGAACUUUGUUUUUGUUUAAUUGCUUUUGUAAAUCUAUACCUUUGAAUCAAAUACGAAGAAUAGGUAUAACAAAAGGACUAUAAACUAUCAGAAACAUUUAAAUAUACUUGCUCUGAAAAUAGAUGAAAGAGACAUAAAGCUUAUAUAGAACCAAAACCUUUUAAAAUCAGCAGCUGCAGAGUAAGUCUUAGGCAUAUGCAAUUCAGAAUCAGAAUUAUAGGCGGAAUUUUAUCAUAUCGUACUCAAAAGUCCUCUCACAUGAGAACUGCGGCUCAGUGUUGCGAAAAAGCUACAUACUCGAACUUACAACAAAUAAACAAACUACUUAACGCCUACCUAAAUGGGUUAAUCGAAAAACUAAUCACAGCAUACACGGAAUAAUUGUUAUCAUAACCUAGAGUCAUCAAUAAACUAAAAUAAGCUUUACAAUCUUGAUUUAAACUAUAUGAUUGAUAAAUUAAAUUGUAAUUCAAACUUCAAGCAAACGGAAAUGCAUAUUCAAGUGUUAUUGUUGUGAAUCAAAGUAAAUUAUAUUCAAAAACAAAAUAAAUAAUGAAAAACUUAUUAAAUAAAUAAAACUAAACGUAUAGAGAAGCAUCAGCGAUGAGCAAUGUUAAUGUCACUGGCAUCAUUUUUGUUGAAAAAUAUAUAAAUAUAUAUAUUUGUGCAAGAAAAUAAGAAGAAGAAGAAGAACAAAAAAUUAACUAAAUAUGGCUAAAUACCGAACAAUUAAAUAAACAUACCUAUAUAAAUACGCGCCUAUACAUAAAUACUUACUUAUAUUUAAACAAAUGAGUUGAAUAGCAAGAAUGCAUAAUAGAUUUGUUAAUUUAGUGUUAAUUCGACUGCGUUCAUUUUGCCCCAAUAAAUUACUAUGGUACCUACAUACAUACAUAUGUACUCGUAUAUACAUAUAUAUGAUUCAACUUUCUUUUUCUCUUUUUCACUCUCUACUUCGCCACGCCGCUCCUAUUCAUUUCAAAUACGACUCAGAAACACAGAAACACACUUCCGUGCAUUCUUAUAUAGUACAUACUAACAUACAUACAUACAUACAUACUAUACAUAAAUCGCAUGGCAGAGCCCCUAUAGCUGCUUCAUGACACACUAUUUUGAAAUGACUUUCAAUCGAUAUACAUGCCUACAUACACGAUUAAAAAAAAAAAACAUAUUACAUACACAUAUAUAUACACAUAUAUACGUAUAAUAUAUAAAUACUUAUAUACGAAAGCAAGCCCCUAUAUGUAUAUUGUAAACCCUUAAGUAUUUAUUAAAAGAGAGGAGUCUUGCAUUUAGGUGAUGUGUGUGUGUGGGAAAAAUAGCAAUAAAUGCAAACUCCACUCAGUUAUAUGUUACUUUAUUUACCUAUAAACCUACAUACCUAUAUAAUAUAUGUAUGUAUGUACAAUAAAGUGCAAGAAAAAAUCCUGACAAUUUUCACAUGUUAUAUAUUAUAUAUACUAUAUGUACGAGUAAAUGAAUUCAUCAAAACAAAUAUAUUAACUGCAUGUAGGUUAAUUUAUACAUACAUAUAUACAUAUGUACAUACAUAUGUGUGUAUAUAUACAUGCAUAUGUAUGUAUAUGCAGUUAAGCGAACGGCAUUAUCUGAAGAAUAAAUUCGAUAUAAUGAUUAUUAUGAAACGGAAACGCAU